This is a messenger RNA of Oryza brachyantha (malo sina), 2316 nucleotides long. RefSeq lists its product as uncharacterized. The coding region runs from base 1 to 2316 and encodes 771 amino acids. The transcript is spliced from 2 exons. The record is from RefSeq and is a predicted model, not a curated record. NCBI's taxonomy places the organism in Eukaryota, Viridiplantae, Streptophyta, Magnoliopsida, Poales, Poaceae.
AUGGCGUCGGAGAUUUUGGACGAAUGGGCAUUACGAAUCGUUGUCCUUGUCAGUUUCGUUCUGCAGGUAGUCCUAUUCUUGUUUGCAGGGGUCCGGCGGCGCCGCUCCUGCGACGUCCGGCGAACUUUCGUCUGGAUAUCGUAUCAGCUGGCUGAGCACAUCGCGAAGUACGGCCUAGGCCUAUUCAAGCUCAGCUGCCCGGACCCGGAGCGGCAGCAGGUGGUCGCACUCUGGGCGCCGCUACUGCUGCUCCACCUCAGCGGCCCGGACACCAUCGCCGCCUACGCCCUCGAGGACAACAACCUGGGGCGACGCCGGCUGGGGGAGGGUUUCCUCCCGCAGGUUGUCGCCGUCGCAUAUAUUCUGUCGGCAUCAUUCCCAGAAGGAUGCUGCAGCUGCACGGGGAACUACCUUCACCCGACGGCGUGGCUCUUGUUCGCCGUCGCCUUUGUCAAGAACUUAGAAAGGUUAUGGGCGCUGGAUUGCGGAACACUUGGGAGCAUCCGCGACACCGUCAGGAAGCAGAAGCGCGACAAGAAUGGAUCUUCUCAACCUGGAGUAGUAUGCAAGAGACAGUGCCAAGAUCCCGAUGAUCUCCUGCUGUAUGCUCACUCCCAGUUCCCGUUGUGCCGGGCCGCCCUGGUCGACUCCUCCUGGGUGGACAUGGACAUGGAUACAUCUCAAUCUGACGCUGCUGGCGAGACGAUAUUUUCGGACGAAUGGGGCUGGAAGGAGAAGUUCACGGUGUUCCAGAUGGAGCUCUCCCUGCUGUACGACAUCAUCUACACCAAGGCGCGUGUUAUCCACACCUGGUAUGGCUACUGCAUCCGUCUGGUUUCGCCGGUGGCCACCUUCGUAGCGUUGCUGCUGUUCCAUCUCAGCGAUAGCAGCGGCUGCACUGGAGGUGCACCACGAGCUGACGUCGGCAUCACCUGCUUCUUGCUGGUUGGUGCAAACGUAUUCGACGCAGUGCCGCUGGUGACAGCGGCCGGGUCGAGCUGGGCGUACGCUGUCCUGGUCAGCAGAAGGCCGAGAUGUCAGUGGCUCUACCAUAGAGCGGUUUGCAGUGGGAAAUGGCACCGCCUUCGCCGCUGGCUGGUGCGUCUCCGCCGGCUUCUCAACGUGGACGGCAGGAGAAACUGGUCAGGCGCCAUUGGGCAGCACAACCUGUUGCAGCUGUCAAAGAAGAACCACUCCAGUACCUGUACCUGUACCUGUACCACAGUGCAUAUUCCUGAGCAUGUCAUGGAGUUAGUGUUCAAGAACAUGGUGGCAAUCAUUCUGAGGUUACCAGACUCGGAUGACGCCGACUGUGGUACCGAGCACAGUUCAUCCAAUUCUUGCUGCAUGCAGAUCGUCGACCCAGGUGACAUCUGUGGACAGCCGACCCAGGAGAUCAGUAGUUGCUGCACGGUGUCGCCGGAUUUGCCCGUCGACUCUCAGCGCAGCACGAUCAAGGCAGACAGGGGACAGCUCGCCCUGCUUAACCACGGGCUGACCCAAUAUCUCGAACGGUACAUCCGCGACGAGAUCCAGGAGCAAAUCCUCAUCUGGCAUAUCGCCACGGACAUCUACCUCGCCAAGAAUGCUGAAAGAGACGACGCCUCCUCGCAACUCGUGGAAGCAGUCAAGCUUGUGUCCAACUACAUUAUGUUCCUCCUGGUGGAAAGGCCAUCCAUGGUACCUGGCCUCGCCCUUCUCAGGCAGUACGAAGCAACCCGGGAUGAGUUGCUCCAGAAGAACACGGAUGGCCAUAAAGAUGCAGAUAAUCAUGGCAGAUGUCUGGUUACGAUGAAGAACAUGUCCAGCAACAAUGUUUCCAGUGGUGAUCGUGAUCGGAGUGCACUGCCACUUGCCAGCAGGCUUGCUAGCAAGCUGCUCAAGAAGCCAGUCAAGGUAAAAUUUUUGUUUGACAUGUGGAUGGAGAUGUUGCUGUUCGUGAGUCACCGGUGCAGUAGUGAGGCCCACGCCAAGCAGCUCAGCAAAGGUGGCGAGCUGACGACCAUCGUGUGGCUUAUGGCGAAACAAGCUGGCAAAUUCUACACGGACAAAAGGAUCAGUGGGGAAGACCAAGACGAUGGAUCAGACGAAGAACAGAAUGAUCCUUCGGAGACCUUUUUUAGUAACCUUGAAAACCUUGAGGCUUAUGCUUGGGUGCAUAACUCAAAGGACCCGAUUGAUGGAAUCGACAGGAAGUCAAAUCAGUACCGGGCAGAUGUUCAUCAAGAAAACAACAAAUUAAACCAACAGAGGUUUGCCGCAGGAGAAACUGGAACCAACUCAAAAUCUGUUGAGAUCGUGUUAAGAAACCAGUAA